Molecule: messenger RNA, 2039 nt
Organism: Hyphopichia burtonii NRRL Y-1933
Lineage: Eukaryota; Fungi; Ascomycota; Pichiomycetes; Serinales; Debaryomycetaceae
Gene: KRS1
Product: lysine--tRNA ligase
Exons: 1
Coding region: 164-1945 (593 amino acids)
Biological process (GO): lysyl-tRNA aminoacylation
Cellular component (GO): cytoplasm; cytosol
Molecular function (GO): lysine-tRNA ligase activity; ATP binding; tRNA binding
Source: RefSeq, a predicted model, not a curated record
CCUUUUUGGCCAUUACAUAAGCUUUUGGUGUUUAUUACAUAAUCAGUUUUUUGAGUCGAAAAAUUUUUUGUUGAAAACUCUGAAAAAAGGACCCAAGUCAUCGGUGAUUUGAAGAUAAGAACCACCUUUUUCUUUUGCUAUUAGAAUUCAAGGAUAAGCAAGGAUGUCUGACGCUGUUAAAGAAGUUACCGAGCAAGUUGCCAAAACUUAUUUGGACGAUGUUACUGGAGAACAAGUUUCUAAAACUGAAUUGAAAAAAAGACAAAAGCAAAGAGCAGUUGAAGCUAAAAGAGCAGAAAAAGCUGCUAAAACUGCUGCUUCUGCUCCUAAAGUUUCCAAGAAAAAGGACCAAUUGGCUGAUUUGAACCCAAAUCAGUAUUACGAAAUCAGAUCUCGUCAAAUUGACGAAUUGAGAAAAGAACAUGAUGCUAAUCCAGGAUCUUUCAACCCAUACCCUCACAAGUUUAGUCUUAAUAUUACUGUGCCAGAGUUCUUGAAUAAAUACGGUUAUUUGAAAAGAGGUGAAACUUUAAAAGAUGUUGAAGUCAAAAUCACUGGUAGAAUUAUGACCAAAAGAGAAGCUGGUUCUAAAUUGAAAUUUUAUGUUUUAAAAGGUGAUGGUGUUCAAGUUCAAAUUAUGGCCCAAGCUCAAGAUGUCGAAUCUGUUGAAUUAUACGAACAAAUGCAUGAAUACUUAAGAAGAGGUGAUAUCAUUGGUGUUACCGGUUAUCCAGGUAGAACUGCUCCUGCUAAAGGUGGUGAAGGGGAACUUUCUGUUUUUUCAACUGCCAUUCAAUUAUUAACUCCUUGUUUACAUAUGUUACCUACCGAACAUUAUGGUUUCAAAGAUCAAGAAGCUAGAUAUAGAAAACGUUACUUAGAUUUAAUUGUUAACGAUGACGUUAGAGAUCGUUUUAAAGUUAGAUCUAAAAUUAUUAGUUACAUUCGUAAAUUCUUGGAUUCAAGGGAUUUUACUGAAGUUGAAACUCCAAUUUUAAACGUUAUCGCUGGUGGUGCUACCGCCAAGCCUUUCAUUACUCAUCAUAACGAUUUAAAUAUGGAUAUGUUCAUGAGAAUUGCUCCAGAAUUAUUCUUAAAAGAAUUAGUUGUUGGUGGUAUGGACAGAGUUUACGAAAUUGGUCGUCAAUUUAGAAAUGAAGGUAUUGAUAUGACCCAUAACCCUGAAUUCACCACUUGUGAAUUCUAUCAAGCUUAUGCUGAUGUCUAUGAUUUAAUGGAUAUGACUGAAUUAUUAUUUUCUGAAAUGGUUAAAGAAAUUACCGGUGAUUAUAAAGUCAAAUAUCAUCCUGAUGGCCCACAAGGUGAAGAAUUAACCUUAGAUUUCUCUAGACCUUGGAAGAGAAUUAAUAUGAUUGAAGAAUUAGAAAAAGUUUAUAAUGUUAAAUUCCCAUCUGGAGAUCAAUUACACACUGAAGAAACUGCUAAAUUCUUGAAACAAAUCUUAAUUGAUAACAAAUUAGAUUGCUCUCCUCCUUUAACUAACGCUAGAAUGUUAGAUAAAUUAGUUGGUGAAUUAGAAGAUGCUUCCAUUAACCCAACUUUUAUCUUUGGUCAUCCUCAAAUGAUGUCGCCAUUAGCCAAAAAGGAUAGAAAAAUCCCUGGUUUAUGUGAAAGAUUCGAAGUUUUCGUUGCUACUAAAGAAAUUGCUAACGCUUAUACCGAAUUGAAUGAUCCAUUUGAUCAAAGACAAAGAUUCGAAGAACAAGCCAGACAAAAAGCUCAAGGUGAUGACGAAGCUCAAAUGGUUGAUGAAGUCUUCUGUAAUGCUUUAGAAUAUGGUUUACCACCAACUGCUGGUUGGGGUUGUGGUAUUGAUAGAUUGGCCAUGUUCUUGACCAACUCUAAUACUAUUAGAGAAGUUUUAUUAUUCCCAACCUUGAAACCAGAUGCUUUGGUUAAAGGUGAAGAAAAAGAGGAAAAUUAGAUAGUUGUUUCUGUUGUAACUCAAUACAUAAGUAUGUAUCUAAUAAUUGUAUGUAGUUAAUAAAGAUAUAAAUAUAUAUAUAAAUAAAUAAGCG